This is a messenger RNA of Sphaerodactylus townsendi, 990 nucleotides long. Its product is annotated as olfactory receptor 1019-like. Gene Ontology annotation, molecular function: olfactory receptor activity; odorant binding; G protein-coupled receptor activity. The record is from RefSeq and is a predicted model, not a curated record. Gene Ontology annotation, cellular component: membrane. Gene Ontology annotation, biological process: G protein-coupled receptor signaling pathway; sensory perception of smell. NCBI's taxonomy places the organism in Eukaryota, Metazoa, Chordata, Lepidosauria, Squamata, Sphaerodactylidae.
AUGGAUAAAGCAAAUCGCUCAAUUCCACCUGAAUUUGUUCUUCUAGGAUUCACAGAUAACCCUCAAAUGCAGCUCCCUCUUUUUUUGAUGUUUCUAAUCGUUUAUAUUGUCACCAUAGCAUGGAAUCUUGGAAUGAUUGUGUUAAUCUGCAUUGAAUCUCAACUUCACAACCCCAUGUAUUUUUUCCUGGGCAACUUGUCCUUUGUUGAUCUCUGCUACUCCUCAGCCAUUGCUCCCAAAAUGCUCUCUGACCUCCUAAGUAAGAUUAAAAGGAUUUCAUACAAUGGUUGUGCUAUACAGAUGUAUAUAUUUGGUUUCCUUGCAGAUGUAGAGUGUCUUUUGUUGGCUGUGAUUGCCUUUGAUCGGUAUGUGGCUAUCAGCAAUCCACUACAUUAUACAGCUGUUAUGUCCAGAAAGAGCUGCAAACAGCUGAUGAGUAUCGCAUACCUUGUAGGCAUGGUGGAUUCAAUGAUACACACUUGCAAUACAUUCCGACUGUCAUUUUGUCAAUCCAAUGUCCUCAAUCAUUUCUUCUGUGACAUUCCUCCUGUCCUGGCACUUUCGUGCUCUGAUACCUACAUCAAUGAGAUUGUGAUGUUCACCUUAAUUGGUUUUAUUAUAGGAAUCAGCAUUGGAAUGAUUCUUGUUUCGUAUACUUGCAUCCUGAGCACAAUCAUGAGAAUGCGCUCUGCUGAAGGCAGGCGGAAAGCUUUCUCCACCUGUGCCUCUCACCUGACAGCUGUAGGGCUAUUCCAUGGAACAAUGCUGUUCAUGUAUUUUCGACCCAGUUCCAGUUACUCAUUGGAUCAAGACAAAUGGGUGUCCAUGUUCUACACUAUAGUGAUCCCCAUGCUCAACCCUCUGAUCUACAGUCUGAGGAAUAAAGAUGUCAAAAAUGCCCUAGCAAAAAUAAAAGAGAAAAAGAGGAAUUUGGACUGGUGGGCUCCUGUCCUAGCGUCAUUAUUCACAGCCACUGACAAAUACGGAUAA